UUUUGGCAUUCAACUUUACACACACCAAGGACACACAAUGGAUCAAGAAAAACUCUGCUGUUCCGUCUGUCUGGAUCUACUGAAGGACCCGGUGACUAUUCCCUGUGGACACAACUACUGUAUGAUCUGUAUUAAUGGUCACUGGGAUAGAGAGGAUCCAAAAGGAGCCUACAGCUGUCCUCAGUGUAGACAAACUUUUGUACCGAGGCCUGUCCUGGUGAAAAACACCAUGUUAGCAGAGUUGGUGGAGGACCUGAAGAAAACCAGACCCCAGCCUGCUCCUGCUGAUCUCUGCUCUGCUGGACCUGAAGAUGUGGCCUGUGAUGUCUGCACUGGACAGAAGCUGAAAGCAGUGAAGUCCUGUCUGGUAUGUUUGGUUUCCUACUGUGAACAGCACCUCCAGCCUCACUAUGAAUCCUCUGCCUUUGGUAAACACAAGCUGGUCAGCCCUUCCAAGGGGCUGAAAGGGAACAUCUGCUCAACUCACAACGAGGUGAUGAAGAUGUUCUGCCGUACAGAUCAGCGGUGUAUCUGUUAUCUCUGCUGUGUGAAUGAACAUAAAGGCCACAAAACCGUUCUAGCUGAAGAAGAAAGUAUUGCCAAGCAGAAAGAUCUUAAGUUAAUUCUACAAAAGGCCCAACAGAGAAUCCAGAACAGAGAAGAGGAAGUGAAAGUGCUUGAGAAAGAGAGAGAGGGGAUCAAACAGUCUGCUGAUGCAGCAGUGAAGGACAGUGAGACAAUAAUAAAUGAACUGGUGAGUUUCAUACAAGGAAAAGGCUCAAAUCUGAAGCAGCAGAUCAAAACCCAGCAGAAAACUGAAGAGAAUCGAAUCGAAGAGUUUCAGAAGAAGCUGAAGGAGGAGAUCACUGAGCUGAGGAGGAUGGAUGAGGAGCUACAGCAGCUCUCACACACAGAGGACCACACCGAAUUUCUACUCAAUUACUCUCUGCCAUACAAACUCAACAACUAUACAGACUCACCAAGCUUUGAAACCUGUCCAGUUAAAUACUUUGAGGAUCUGCAAACAGCGGUGUCAAGAGCCAGAGAUAAAAUCAAAGCAUUUCUAAGUGAGGAGUGGAGCAAAAUCACUCUCACAGUGAGAUCAGUGGAUGUGUUACUGCCACAAGCAGAGCCCAGGAGCAGAGAGGAGUUUAUGAAAUGUUCACGUCAACUGACGAUGGACCCAGAUACAGUCCACGAAAAUCUCUUCCUAUCUAAUCAGAACAGAACUGUGUCAGACACUGGUCAACACCCAACUAAUUAUGAUUCUUAUCUUCAUGGCAGGGACCGGUUUUCCGUCCAGCAGCAGGUCCUGAGUAAAGAAGGUCUGACUGGACCUUGUUACUGGGAGGUGGAGCUGAAAGGGAGAGGAGUUUCAGUGGCAGUGACAUACAAGAAUGAAAAUAAACUGGAUCAAAGUGGAUUUGGAAGCAAUAAUAAGUCCUGGGCAUUAGACUGUUACAGUCACAGUUAUAAAUUCAGACAUAACAAUGUUACAGUUACCAUUUCAGGCCCUCCGUCCUCCAAAGUAGGAGUGUAUGUGGAUCCCAGAGCAGGUAUUCUGUCCUUCUACAGCAUCUCUGACACCAUGACCCUCCUCCGCAGAGUCCACACCACAUUCACUGAGCCGCUCUAUGCUGGACUGUGGAUUUGGAAGAGUUUUUGGAAUGACACCACGGCUACAUUUAAUGAGAUAAAGUAGAAGGGGAUAACUAGUUUGUCAACUGAUCUUGUGUCUCUGCUGCCAUUUUCUCUGCUCACUGAUCAAAUGCCAAUCAAACAGAGAGGGCGGGACAGCCAGGUUUGAGGGUUUCAAGUAGGUGGUACUUCCUCCCUGUCAAGAUUCAACAUGAAAUACUGAUGGAAAUAUAAUCUCUUCCCUCCUCUACAAGGACAUGAAAUCUGUAUUAGUUGGUUGUGAUGAAUGCCUCUUAUGAAUAUGUAUCAAUAUCAAAAUGUAAAAAUGUUACCCUUCUUUUUCACUGGUUACAUUGUUGCUGCAGCAUUUUCUGUUCCACUAUAUGAAUAACUCGUGUAAUUUCUCAGUAUAACUUCACCUGUUCCU
Molecule: messenger RNA, 2065 nt
Organism: Archocentrus centrarchus (flier cichlid)
Lineage: Eukaryota; Metazoa; Chordata; Actinopteri; Cichliformes; Cichlidae
Product: tripartite motif-containing protein 16-like
Exons: 1
Coding region: 38-1702 (554 amino acids)
Molecular function (GO): zinc ion binding; protein binding
Source: RefSeq, a predicted model, not a curated record